Myotis myotis is the source of this 5004-nucleotide messenger RNA. RefSeq names its product jumonji domain containing 4 (gene JMJD4). Gene Ontology annotation, molecular function: histone H4R3 demethylase activity; sequence-specific DNA binding. Lineage: Eukaryota; Metazoa; Chordata; Mammalia; Chiroptera; Vespertilionidae. The record is from RefSeq and is a predicted model, not a curated record. The transcript is spliced from 6 exons. The coding region runs from base 224 to 1474 and encodes 416 amino acids. Gene Ontology annotation, biological process: protein hydroxylation; negative regulation of gene expression; positive regulation of translational termination. Gene Ontology annotation, cellular component: cytoplasm; nucleus.
UUCGCGGCGGCGGCGGCGGCGGCACUGGCACUCAGUCCUCCGAAGCUGCCCGGCCCGGCCCCCCCGCCCCCAGCCCCUCAGCUCUCGGUAGACCCUCCCCUCCCCUCCCGAUCCUCCCCGCCCGAAACUUCUCCAUCCCCGGAUGGAACACUUUGUUCCCUCCUGAGCCGCUCCCUCCGCCCUCAGCAGCCCCGCACCCCAUGGAUGCAGAGCCUGGCGUGGCAUGGACAGGGAGACGCGCGUGUUCGCCGAGAGCCAUUUCCGAGGCCUCCGGGGGCGUCUCCCCAGCAAGGUCUGCCCGACCCCGGACCGCGUGGACUUUAUCGAGAAGCCCGACUCCUUUUCCUACACGGACUUCUUCAAGAGUUACCUGCUCCCCAACGUGCCCUGUGUUUUCUCCAGCGCCUUCACCGAGGACUGGGGCAGCAGGAAGCACUGGGUGACACCCAGUGGGAAGCCCGACUUCGAUUACCUGCUUCAGAAUUAUGGAGAUGUAGUUGUACCUGUGGCAAACUGCGGGGUCCAGGAAUACAACUCGAACCCUAAAGAACACAUGCCCCUCAAAGAUUACAUCAGCUACUGGAAAGAGUUCAUCCAGAGAGACUACUCCUCUCCUCGGGGCUGUCUCUACCUCAAAGACUGGCACCUGUGCAGGUACUCCUCUGCCGAGGGCUUAUUCACCUUGCCCGUGUACUUCUCGUCCGACUGGCUCAACGAGUACUGGGACACCCUGGACGUGGACGACUACCGUUUCAUCUACAUGGGGCCCGCUGGCACCUGGUCGCCGUUCCAUGCCGACAUUUUCCGCUCCUUCAGCUGGUCUGUCAACAUCUGCGGGAGGAAAAAGUGGUUCUUCUUCCCACCAGGGCAAGAAGAAGCCCUGCGGGAUUGCCACGGUGGCCUACCCUACGAUGUGACCGCCCCUGAAUUCCUGGAUAGCCACCUGCAUCCUGUGCUAGAGGUCACGCAGGAGGCAGGCGAGAUGGUGUUUGUGCCCAGCGGGUGGCACCACCAAGUCCACAAUCUGGAGGACACUAUCUCCAUCAACCAUAACUGGGUCAAUGGCUGUAACCUGGCCAACAUGUGGCAUUUCCUGCAGCAGGAGCUGUGUGCCGUGCAGCAAGAAGUCAGCGAGUGGAGGGACACCAUGCCAGACUGGCACCACCACUGCCAGGUCAUCAUGAAGUCCUGCUCUGGAAUUAAUUUUGAAGAAUUUUACCAGUUCCUCAAGGUCAUUGCUGAAAGGAGGCUCCUCCUAGUGAAGAAGAUAGGCCCUGGUGAACUGCAGUGCAGUGAGGACUUUGGGCUGGGCCUCCAGCACACCAUUUUCGACAUCAGCCGGAUUGCUGAGGUGCUGGCAUCUGUGGUGGUCAACCCCGACUUCCAGAGAGUGGACACCAGCAGGUUUUUGCCGCAACCAGAGGACCUCCUACAGCAGCUGCAGGAGGCCCUGGCCACCACAGAGCCUCUUUAGUGUGUGCCAUGAGCGUUAGUUGGCAGCCUGACAAGGACCCUCAAGGCCCUGCGCCAGGGUCCCUUUCAGAAAUAAAGCUCCAUCCUCUGUGGGCUGGGACAUGUAGCCUCCCAGAUAUGGUUCCUGCUCUUAAGGGUCUGGUACUGUCCUGGCAUCCCAGACUUCAGUGCCUGUCCAGAGGGUCCAGGUUCCUUGUCCUUGGAAAGCCCAGCAGGACUGAGGACUCAGAUCUGGUGAGGGGGUGGGUGAAGAGUUGGUAGCUUGGACCUGUGGCAAGGCUGUGGGUAUGCUGGGGACUCAGGAGUGUGAGCAGCAUGUGGCUGAUUUUUCUUGGUGUCCCUAGCCUGCCCUUCGCAGAGACCAGCACCAAGCUGAUGGGCUUCCCAUCCACAGCAGCACAGGGUAACGAAUUGUCUUGCAUGCCCACUCUACAGUAGCAUCACACCCCCCAGAGUCCACGCCAAUUCCUCUGGAGCAAGCCCCCUGGAGUUGGGUAGAGACGGGCCCAAGGCACCUCCAUGCUGCAGGACCUAUGUCUAUCCCACAUUCGAAGCACUGUUCAAAUAGCUCCCUCCUUUUCUCCACUGGCCCCUCGCCCCCUUGGCAAGGUCCUGAGCCAGAGAUGUCAUAUUGGUCUGUGCUCUAGGCCAACCCUUCAGGUAUCACCGGCACUGUAUUCAGGGGACACUCAGCCCUACUGACAGUAAGUGGCAAGUCAGAACACCUGUUGCCUCUCUUUUGCUUGCUGCAGCAACACCUUCCCCUUCAGAGACUUCAUUCAGGGACAGCCCUUUGCUCCCAACCAGCAGUAAGAGGAUCUACCUGUAGGCCAGAUGGAGCCCAGGCCUCUUCCACACCUUGCACAUCCAUUCUGCACCACCCACCUACUUGUUGCAAUCACCAUUCUGCACACUCAUUCUUUCCAUUUCCCAACACUUACACAUCUCUUCUGUGCCAAGCAAAUCAAUUAUUACACACUGUUCUACAUUUUAACCUCCGCAUGCUUAUUUGCACCAUCCAAUUGCUACCCCCUGCACACCUGUGUGCCACUGUGAUGGUAUGCAUGCUCUCCAGGGAAGCGGAACCAAGCUGUAUGAAAAGAGAUGGGGCUGGUGAGUGUGAAUCGGCAGAGAAGGCUGGAGCCCCAGAGAAGAGUUGACAUUAUAUUCUUGGAUCCAAAGGCUGGGCUCCGGCAAAGUUUCUGUGUUGUAGUCUGGAGGCAAAAUUGCUUCUUCAUAAACCUUGGUCCUUGCUCUUAAAGCCUCAACUGAUUAGACAGGGCCCACCCACAUUAUGGCAGGGUCAUUUGCUUUACUCAGUCUGCUGAGUUAAACAUGAAUCUCAUCUAAAAACCUUUGAGGGCGUAGCCACACUGGUGUUUGACCAAGUGGUGCUGUGGCCUUGCCACUUUGGCAUAUAAAUAUGACCAGUGUCAUCACCCUGCUUGUUCAUUUGGAUUCAGCAGUCACUGCUUACUCCAGCACCCACUUCUUAACACACCCACACUGACAUUCAGCAGUCUCCUUGCACAGUUACUACAGGCAAUCCAAUAACACCCCCUUGGUGUACUCGCCUGCACCCAUGCUCUUCCAUUUGACUCCCUCAGUACAAUUCCCUGAGUGUUUUGUUUGUUUUUAAUCCUCACCCGAGGAUAUUUUUCCAUUGAUUUUUAGAGAGAGAGAAAUAUUGAUGUGAGAGAAAUACAUUGAUUGGUUACCUCCCGCAUGAGCCCCGACCAGGGCCUGGGCUGGGGAGAAGCCUGCAACCAAGUUACGUCCUUUUGACCAGAUUCGAACCUGGGGCCCUUCGAUCUGCAGGCCGACGCUCUAUCCACUGAGCCAAACCAGCUAGGGCUCCUGGGUGUUUUUCAACCAUGGGUUUGCCACAGUGUGUGACUAAACUAUUCAUAUCGCUGUGUAAUUCUGCAACCACCCAUUGCACACUUGUUCUAUACCAACCUACUUCCACUGUUUGCAUGCCCUCUCUACUAUUUAAUAACUGCACACUCUGUGUAAUUCAAGAGUCACGGUCUCAUUCUCCAUUCAACCUCACACUUUGCACACCCAGUGUUUGCCAUUCACAGUCAACUUUUACCCACUCACCAUGUGCAGCUCAACAACCAAUCUGUGUGCAUGCAUCUCACUCCGUCCAACUUUUCCUCCAGCACACCCUCUGUGGCAUUUAACAGCUGCUUUUCUAAUGCUCACAACUCGCUUUUCACAGCCACCGUGUGCUGUUAAACAGUAUCUUGUUGCACACUCCCUGUGCAAGAGCCACUCUGAACACUUUCUGGUUACCAUCCGCUAUUCACCAUUCUGCUCUUUCCAGCUCCCAUACUGCACCACUGUGAACCAGUGCUUGCACAUUCACUGCAAGUCAACAACUACUGAUGCAUGUCAAUUCAGUCUUUCCUUGAACAUUAGUCCUACACUAUCCGAGUUCCACUAAGCCAUCAAUAAUCACCUCACAAUCACUGGUUGAACAGUCACUUGCACCAUUUUGCUCUCUACUAUAUCUACUUGCACAGUCACUGGGCCCUGCACAGGGGAUAAUUGUAGCCAUCAUGGGGGAAGGGAUAACUCAACUGCCCCACAUUUCACCCUGCUCCUGCCUUUACAUGCUGUAUAUUCUGGAGCUCUUAAAAUAAGUGAUAGACUGGAGGUUGUGUUUGUCCCAGAAGCUCCCUGCUGAGUCUGCUGUUAGCCCUUAAGCCCUGAUCCUGGGGAAAGCCCCAGAGAGUGCUCAUGUGAGCUUAAGAUAGGUGUCUUUCCCUAGGGUUGGAAGCACUGCAGUAUUCAAUUGGUAAUGAUGUGUCCUGCUGCUUGUGACAUCAGUCCUGCUUGCACUCCCCACUGCCCACCAGGCUACAUCUAUCAGCUCACCCCACUGCAAAGGUUACACCCCCAUGACAAAAUGGAAGCACAUUCCUCAGGGCGAGCAGGAAGGGAGUGAACACUGUACCUGAAUUGAGGGGGUGGGCGGCUAGAGGUUCUCUCCCAGGACGAUUCAAAUCUAGGUGAAAGGCCAACUGCAGGGCCCUUGGGACAGGAUGGAGUCCUGCCUGCCCUCGUUUUCUUGGCUAAUCUUCCUCUGGCCUUUUCCUUUCUACAUUGUAUGUUUUAAUCUAUUUUACAAUUUUUCCCAUUUAGUGCUGAUGAAUUCCAGUUUGACCUUAAAAACUAGAGUUCCCCAGUUGGCAGUCAAAAGAUACCUCAGCAAGGGAAGCAGAAAGUGUCCCUUUUUCCUCAAAGUGUAGAAAGGCAGCCACUGUCCUGGGGCAGGAAGUGGCCCUGACAAGUGCUAUUUUUAAAGACGCCCAAUUUCAGGGGCUGUAGCUCUGCCUGUGUAAGUACCUUCAACCUCUAAUCCCAGGAAUUCUGAGGGGCUGUCUCUGCUCCUUGCCCAGGUUCACAACACUGGAAUGAACCUGUCCUCUGAGGAAGUGAGACUUGGGCAUGUGCCUCAGGUCCAGGGAGGGAGCUGGCCCUUCUCCCACCUAAAAUAAAUGAAUGGUUCUGCAAAACUUACAA